AUGGCGCGCGUUCAACAGAUUAUCUUGUUCGGUGAUCAAACCGAGGACUUCGGUUCACUCAGACGUCUUCUCUCCCCCAACCGCGCACCUCUCCUAGAAACAUUCCUCAACAAUGCCGUACGCGGACUUCGAUCAGAAAUAGCUUCCCUGCCACUCCAGGACCGCCAGCAGUAUCCCUAUUUCCCCACAGUGGCCAGUCUCCUGGAUUGGAGGUCCCGCCAACAGAAGGCCUACCCAGCCAUAGACAGUGCCUUGACUUGCAUUAACCAGCUGGCGCAAUUUAUCGAGCAAGUCCCUCCUUUGUCUUCGAAGCUAGCUCAAAGCACUACCACCACCUACAUCAACACCUCAAAUACCAUCAUUGGUGGCUUGUGCCUCGGCUCAUUGUCUGCCGCUGCCGUGAGUUGUUGCCAGGUGAUUUCUCAGCUGCCUGAUCUGGGAACGCAGACCAUCCGAGUGGCUUUUCGGACAGGUCUGCACGUCUCGCGGGUUGGACGCACCAUUGAUCAAUCUACCACCGAGUCAUGGUCUUUGGUGGUGGCCACCCGCUCCCCAGACGAUAUAUUGCAUCGCAUUGAUCGGUUCACUGAAACCCAGCAUCUACCACUCCAUGCUCGACCUUACAUCAGUGCUUAUCUGCCACACGCUGUUACCAUCAGCGGCCCCCCUACUAGCUUAGCAAGUCUGCAGAAGUCGGCAGAAUUUGCUAAUCUUUCUCCACGAACCAUCCCGAUCUUUGGUCCCUAUCAUUCGGCUUCUCUCUUCACUCCGAAUGACUCUGAUGCCAUUUUGGAGGGCAUCUUCCCCACUGAAGACACGAGAAUCUCUGCCAAUGUCUCAUUCAUCUCUAGUACAAGCGGCCGACCUGUGCAAGAAACAGAUGUUCGAUCUCGAUUCGGAUCCGCUCUAGCUCAAAUCCUCUUGGAGACUAUGCGCUGGCAGAGUCUUGUGAAUGGAAUGAUCGCGGCUCUUCCUGCGUCUGAUUCCCCUGAUGCUCCACAGUUCCACGUCCAGGCAUUUGGAAGUACCGCUGGGGCUCGGUUGGCCGAGGCCAUCGAAUCUGCAACCAGUCUUACCCGUCAUCAACCUUCUCCUAAACCCAGCAUGAAGCCAGAGCCCACUGGGCUGCCUGACUCUUCCAAGAUUGCGAUCAUUGGCUACUCUGGUCGAUACCCUCACGCCGAGUGCAACGAAGAGUUUUGGGAUCUGCUCAUUCGAGGCCUUGAUGUGCAUGAGGUUGUGCCAGCUUUGCACUGGGAUGCACGAACCCACGUCGCCGAGCCAGGACAGGCACGGAAGAAUACUAGUGCUACGCCUUUCGGAUGCUGGCUGCAAAAUCCAGCGGCGUUUGAUGCUCGUUUCUUCAAUCUCUCUCCCCGUGAAGCACCCCAGGUGGACCCGGCUCAGCGCAUUGCCCUCAUGACGGCGUACGAGGCUAUGGAGCGUGCAGGAAUGGUACCAAACGCGACUCCAUCCACAGCCAAGGAUCGUGUUGGUGUUUGGUAUGGUGUCACAUCCAACGACUGGAUGGAGACCAAUACCGCGCAAAACAUUGACACCUACUUCAUUCCCGGUGGUAACCGCGCCUUCAUCCCAGGUCGCCUCAACUACUGUUUCAAAUUCAGUGGUCCUAGCUACGCAGUUGAUACAGCUUGUUCAUCUAGUUUGGCCGCCAUUCAUCUCGCCUGUAAUGCUUUGUGGCGUGGCGAGGUUGACACAGCCAUCGCUGGCGGUACGAAUGUUCUGACCAACCCCGACUUCACGGCUGGCCUCGACCGAGGCCACUUUUUGUCCCGGACCGGUAACUGCAAGACUUUCGACGACACCGCUGACGGAUACUGUCGUGGAGAGGGUGUUGGGACCGUGAUUUUGAAGCGUCUGGACGAUGCCCUGGCCGACCACGAUCCAAUCUGCGGAGUAAUCUUGAGCGCAUCUACCAACCACUCCGCUGAGGCUGAGUCCAUCACUCGUCCUCACUCCGGGGCUCAGCAGGAGCUCAUUCAGAGCUUGCUCCGCACGGCCGGAGUGUCGCCCUACAGCGUUAGCUAUGCCGAAAUGCACGGCACGGGAACACAGGCUGGUGAUGCUGGCGAAAUGAACUCCGUCUUGUCGACUUUGGCUCCACCUUCUGUGCCAUAUCGGACAGAGGAUCAGCCAUUGUAUCUCGGCUCAGCAAAGGCAAACAUCGGCCACGGAGAGGCCGCCUCUGGUGUCUCGAGUUUGAUCAAGGUAAUGCUGAUGAUGGAGAACAACGCCAUUGCUCCUCACUGUGGCAUCAAAACCCGAAUCAAUCGGAAAUUCCCGACCGAUCUAGACGACCGCAAUGUCCGCAUCGCGAAAGAGGCCAUACCCUGGACCCAACAACAGGGUGAGCCUCGUCGAGUCCUUCUGAACAACUUCAGUGCUGCCGGUGGUAACACUGCGUUGCUAUUGGAAGACGCACCGCCAGUGGUGAAGAAUGAGGAAUCCGAAGAUCCUCGAACUUACCACCUGCUAGCAGUUUCCGCCAAAUGUGCAUCUUCUCUCGAAGCAAAUGUCAAGUCACUUCUGGGGUACAUUGAAGCUGCUGGCGAAGAAACCCCUUUGUCGCACCUCUCCUACACGACAACUGCUCGUCGCAUGCAUCACCCACACCGCGUCAUUGUGCAGGGCACCAACAUGGUCGAAAUUCAACAGCAACUGACAUCAGCUCUUUCGCGCGGCGAUGGAGCUAAUCGACCUCCUGUGGCGCCAAAGGUAGUCAUGGCAUUUACUGGACAAGGAAGUCAAUUUGUGGGUAUGGCGCGACAGCUGUACGGAUCUCUGCCGCCAUUCCGUGCUAGUCUGCAGCUCCUUGACCGCAUUGCUCAAUCACUGGGCUUUGAAAGCUUCCUGCCAUUCAUCGAGGAUGAUUCCGACUCCAACUUGAAGCGAUUCUCGCCAAUGACAGCACAGCUAGCGAGCGUUUGCCUUCAAAUUGCUCUGGCACGGCUGUGGGCAUCAUUUGGAGUCAUUCCCGAUGCAGUGGUUGGUCACAGCCUGGGCGAGUAUGCUGCUUUGAAUGUGGCGGGUGUUCUGUCGGACGCUGAUACUGUGUUCUUGGUUGGCAAGCGAGCGCAGCUCCUUGAGGAGCAUUGUACUCUGCACACGCACAGCAUGCUGGUGGCUCGCGCCUCCGUUGAGACCAUCCAAUCAACCUUGGCUGGCAUGGAGUACGAGAUAGCAUGCAUCAAUGCACCCGAAGAGACGGUCUUGGCUGGACCCAAUGACCAGAUUGAGGCUCUCCAACAAACCCUAUCACAAUCCGGUGUGCGCUCUAAGACAAUCCCUGUCUCAUACGCCUACCACUCCUCCCAGGUGCAGCCUAUUCUGGAUGAUUUGGUACAAGCAGCUCAGCCCGUCGUGUUCAAUGCACCCUCCAUCCCUGUCUUGUCGCCGUUGCUGGGAGAUGUCGUCCAAACGGAUGGAGUGUUUGGACCGGAAUACCUGCAGCGCCACUGCCGGGAGACAGUCAACUUCCACCAAGCAAUGCAGUCUGCACGAGCUGCCGGCACCAUCUCCGAGAAGACUCAGUACCUCGAAGUCGGUCCUCAUGGAGUCGUCGCCGGACUGAUCAAGGCCUGCUCGAAGGGAUCACAGACAAGCGCUGUCCCAACCCUGCAACGAGGCCGCGAUGACUGGGAAAGCUUGGGCGAGGCGUUGUCAAGCUUGUAUCGGGCUGGACGCGACAUCGCCUGGCAUGAAUUCCAUAGACCUUUCCCGGCCGCUCAGCAAGUCCUUCGCCUGCCCGCUUACAACUGGAAUCUGAAAGACUACUGGAUCCAGUAUGUGAAUGACUGGUCAUUGCGCAAGGGAGAUCCGCCACUCAUCCAGUCUGCUCGCCUGGGUGAGUCUACCACUGUCCACAGGCUUGUGGAAGAAACCAAGGACUCCAUCGUUGUGGAAUGUGAUCUGGGCCGCGAGGAUUUGAGUCCUAUUGUUCAAGGUCAUAAUGUUGAUGGAAUUCCUCUCUGCACUCCGUCGGUUUAUGCGGACAUUGCUCUGACAGUCGGCAACUACCUUCGCGACCGCCACCAGGUCGCUGAUGCCGAAUCUGUUGUUGAGAUUGCAGAUAUGACUAUUCACAAGGCCCUCAUUGCGAAGCCCAGUGGCACACAGCUCCUCCGUGCAUCGACCACUGUUGACUGGGAGGCCGGCAGCGCCAUGUGUCGAUUCCUCUCUCUGGAUGGAGAGCCCACAAUCGAGCACUCGCAUUGCACCAUUCUUCUUGCGAGCCCCAGUCGUCGUGCCGCACUCGAGGCCGAAAGAAAUGCUAUUCAGAAGCGAAUGCAGGAGAUGCGCGCUGGCCUAGAGCCCGGCACUACUCAGCGAUUCAACCGCGCCAUGGUGUACAAGAUGAUUCGCCCUCUAGCAGAGUUCCACCAGGACUACCGUACCAUUGAAGAGGUGCUCAUCAACAGUCAUACUCUUGAGGCUUCUGGUAAAGUCUGCUUCUCCGAAGUACAAGCCCCUGGAAAGUUCCAUACUCAUCCAUCUUAUCUCGAUGGUUUGGCUCAAUCCAGUGGGUUUGUGAUGAAUUGCAACGAUGAAGCCGAUCUGGACAAGGAGGUCUUCGUUAAUCAUGGAUGGAAGGGUCUGCAAUUGUACGAGCCCUUGCGACCGGACGCACAUUACACCACUUUCGUGAAAAUGGUUGAAGGAGAGAGUCGCAUGUAUGAAGGUGACAUGAUCGUUCUCGAUGGAGACACGGUUGUUGCGACCUAUAAUGGCCUGGUGUCCCAAGGAGUUCCACGCCAUGUUUUGCGAUAUGUGCUAUCCAUGGAGAGCGGCGACAAAGCCCUCAUCGCUUCCGCGAAACAGGCUCUUGUGCGGUCUGCAAAGCAGACACCAAAGCCCGCAGCAGCCGUUGCAGUUGCAGCAGCCCCAGUGUCCAUGAAGCGUGCUGAAGAGGUUCCUGCUUCAGUGCCAGUGUCGAUUCCGGUUGUGAAAAAUAGCUCAUCCUCUCUUGUGGCCUCUGCGCUUAAGAUUAUUUCGGAGGAGAGCGGAGUCGCGCUGGCGGAGCUAGAGGAUGCCUGUGUCUUCGCGGAUAUGGGCCUCGAUUCUCUUCUUUCCCUGGUCAUCACCAGUCGUUUCCGGGAGGAAUUGCCUGUCGAUGUGCCUGUCGAGGGAUUCUUCGUCACCUACCCGACCGUUGCUGAGUUGCGAACCUACCUUGGCCAGCAUGAAAGCAGCCAAGCUCCGCAAUCAACCGUCCUCCCUGUUGUGGUGGCCCCUGUCCCUGCUAUGACCAUUGCCCUUCCACAGGCUGUGGUCCCUCAGGCUUCGAGCUCUGUCAAUUGGACAACCGCGCUUUCCAUUAUUUCUGAAGAGAGUGGAAUCAGUAUUGCCGAGCUUACGGAUGACUGUGUCUUUGCGGAUAUGGGAAUUGACUCGCUGUUGUCGCUUGUCAUCGUCAGUCGAUUCUCGGAGGAACUAGAGAUGGACAUUGCACUCGAGUCCAUCUUUACUGACUACCCGACCGUGGGCGAGAUCAAGGUUCUGUUCUUGUCAGACCAGCCCAGUAGCGAUGAAACUUCUUCGUCGCCGAGCUCUAUCGACGGCAAUAAUGCCACUCCAUCCUCAGAGACAUCAGGCUUCUUCCAGGAGGAUGAGAGCAUCCAGAAGCCCACCCGCGCCCCGGUACCACAGACCACCUCCGUCGUCUUGCAAGGAUCGCCCUCCAAGACUGACAAGACACUUUUCCUCUUCCCUGAUGGCGCUGGCUCCGCCACAUCAUACGCAGGAAUCCCUCGCGUGGACUCUACUGUGUGCGUCGUGGGUCUUAACUCCCCCUACCACCGCCAACCCCAUCUCUUCGACUGCACAGUCGACGAUUUGAUCAAGAGUUAUAUCGUUGAGAUCCGUCGCCGCCAACCCACUGGCCCCUAUUACUUCGGUGGCUGGUCCGCGGGCGGAAUUCUCGCCUACCGCGCCACGCAGAUGAUGAUGGAAGAGUUCCACGAAACGGUCGCCAGUCUAGUCCUCAUUGACAGCCCCGUUCCUCAUGGCCUCGACCGCCUCCCCCAGCACUUCUACGACUACUGCAAUAAAGUGCAUCUAUUCGGAGGCCACGAUGGCAAGACAGCCAAGGCACCGGAGUGGCUGGUUCCCCACUUCAAUGCCACCAUCGACACGCUGCACGAAUACCACGCAUCUCCACUCCUGCAGCUGGAUGGACAAACCCCGCGCGUGUCGAUGAUUUGGGCUUGCGAUAGCGUGAUGGAUGGCGCGGAUAUUCCACGACCACCAUCUUGUCCUGAAGAUACGGAGGGGAUGAAAUUCCUCACCGAGGCUCGCACUGACUUCUCGGAUAAUGGCUGGGGAGUUCUGUUCCCGAGCUCGGCGCCGCGCAUUGAGCGGGCGCAUGGGGCGAACCAUUUCACGAUGAUGAGGGGAGAGUUUGCGCCGAAGCUUGCUUCUUUCAUUCGCGAGUCUUUGUGA
Penicillium olsonii is the source of this 6459-nucleotide messenger RNA. Lineage: Eukaryota; Fungi; Ascomycota; Eurotiomycetes; Eurotiales; Aspergillaceae. The record is from the annotation of a GenBank genome assembly.